AUGUGUAAUGUGUCACUGAGUGAUGACAACAUCACGAUCCCACUGCCUGCUCUUCUAGUGCCUGCUGAUAUGUGUCAGUGUUGGUGGUGGUGUUCUCUGUGUGCGGGGGGCUGGGCUGCCUGCUGUCACAGCAUUUUACCCCCCCCCCCCCCCCAUAGCCUGUGGAAUUCCAGCCUGGGAUCUGUCAGUGUGUGGAUCCAUCAUCCUCCACUCACUGCAAUUGUCACCCUGCCACUGCCAGCCACAGAUGCAAUCCGUCUGUGACACUGAUUAUGUCUUUAAUAUUGGUGCUGGUGGAAUCUUAUGGCAC
This is a messenger RNA of Staurois parvus, 310 nucleotides long. NCBI's taxonomy places the organism in Eukaryota, Metazoa, Chordata, Amphibia, Anura, Ranidae. The record is from the annotation of a GenBank genome assembly.